AUGUUGGGUGUGUUGAAUAUAAUCCCCGUUCUCCUGGCAUCCCAGUUGCUCGGCUCAGCAACAUUGGCACAGGGACGCUCUGUGACAAGCCGGUCUGUUUCAAACGAAGACCUGACCGAAUUCCAGCUGUUUGCGCAGUACUCUGCUGCCGCCUACUGCGACCACAAUAACGACGACGGUAUCCUCGGCAGCAUCCAAUGCAUUGAAGGGGUUUGCCCCGAAGUCGAAGCUGCUGGUGCCGAGACCAUAGCAGAGCUCAAUAAAGACGACAUCCGCGGCUUUGUUGCUGUAGACGACGUCCAUCGACUUCUCGUCGUAUCGUUUCGUGGCAGCAACUCUGUGCGGAACUGGAUCAAGAACUUCCAGUUCUGGACGGUAGAUGAGCCAGGACCAAAGGGACUCUGGGACAAGCUGUUCGGGUCAGACAAGCCCCAGCAAGGAAACGAUAUCUGCUCUUGUUCGAUACACUCUGGGGUUUAUAGGUCCUGGGAGCUGCUGAAAGACGACGUUAUGGCCGCACUCACCCAGGCUAGGGAGAAGCACGGUGAUUAUCAUGUGGUCGUUACUGGGCACUCUCUGGGUGGAGCCAUUGCCACGGUUGCUGGUGCUUACCUUCGCACAAAGGAUAUACCCUGUGAUAUCUAUACAUAUGGUUCUCCACGUGUUGGGGAUGCGCGGUUUGCCGAGUUCGUCUCAACACAACCAGGGAUAACAGCCCGGAUAACUCAUGGAUAUGAUCCGGUGCCUUCCCUACCUCCGAUGAGUCUGUUUGGGAUAUACGAUCUUGGUUAUAGACAUACCUGGCCUGAGUACUGGGUUCCUGGCUCCUCCGCGAAUGGCACCGAUAGCAUCCAGGUAUGUAGUGGGAUGGAGAAUCUAUCAUGCGAUGGCGCACGCGAAACCGGAAUCAGCUUUGACGUUGAAGAUCAUCGACAGUACUUCGGACAAAUCUCGGCAUGCGGUCCCAAGUUCACGUACCGUGACACGGAGGACACCUGGAGCGCGAAGGAUAUGGAGCGUCUCAGAACACUGGCGGCCAACGACAAUCUCUUCGCAGCCCAUUCCAGCUAG
Molecule: messenger RNA, 1071 nt
Organism: Aspergillus nomiae NRRL 13137
Lineage: Eukaryota; Fungi; Ascomycota; Eurotiomycetes; Eurotiales; Aspergillaceae
Product: lipase family protein
Exons: 2
Coding region: 1-1071 (356 amino acids)
Biological process (GO): lipid catabolic process
Source: RefSeq, a predicted model, not a curated record